Molecule: messenger RNA, 438 nt
Organism: Eucalyptus grandis
Lineage: Eukaryota; Viridiplantae; Streptophyta; Magnoliopsida; Myrtales; Myrtaceae
Exons: 1
Coding region: 1-438 (145 amino acids)
Molecular function (GO): RNA-DNA hybrid ribonuclease activity; nucleic acid binding
Source: RefSeq, a predicted model, not a curated record
AUGGCCUCUCCGAAUCCUCUCAAUGGAUGGAUCCCCCCUGAACCUGGCUCCAUUAAAGUGAAUAUGGAUGGAGCCCUCCCUGAUGCCUCUGAAGUAGGGUCGAUUGCGUGCUUGUGUUGUGAUCAUAACGGCACCUUGCUCAACGGCUAUGCCCAGAACGUUCAGGCCUCCUCACCCCUUCAAACAGAAACCCUAGCCUUAUUAUCCACCCUCCAAUUUUUGUUGCGACAGGAUUUUGGAAAUACUCACCUGAUCCUUGAAUCAGAUUGUCUGGAGUUGGUGGAAACCGUGAAUCACCGCAAGCGACCGUCACAGGUUUGUCAAUCUUCGCUCGAGCACGCCGCAACCCUUCUUCGUGAGUGCCCUAAUUUUCUUCUGCAGCACUGUCGCCGUGAAGCUAAUUUGGCUGCCGACUGGAUCGCCAAGGCCCAAGGCUGA